AUGCAGCUUCUCGAGGAAACAGCACAAGGUGUUGGUUUCGAUAUCUGGAAGGAGACAUUCACACCCCCUGGCGACACGCAAAGCUACAUCAUUGGGAAGAUUUUGACAACCAAGGACGGAUUUAAGCCUCACUUCCUCAAAGGGCUUUUGCUUGAACUUCUCAUCCUUCACCUUCGGAACAUCCGAGAUCUCACCAUCGAACUCCCCGCCAUAUCGCUGAUGGCGAUUACCCAUGUUUUGCGUCGCGUCCAAGAGCUGAGGGCAAGCGGAGACGAAAAUCGUCCAAUUCUCCAUCUGCAUUCCGUUACCAUCUCAUGCUCUUGGCACUUUGAUUAUCAACUACCUGGAGACUUCGAGGAGCUAUUCUCUAUGCGAACACAAGCGUCGGUGUACUUCCGCGACUGCCAGCUAAAUGCCCCUCUCGCCUGGUCCUCUAACAUCACCUCCCUGGCACUAAGGGAGUUGAGGGGCAUCGACACGUCGACUCUCACAGAUCUCAUUUCCAGCAGCACGUCUCUCACAAGAUUCAUCUACACCCACGACGUGGAGGACAUGCCAGAUAUACCAAGUCCAGGUGCAAUCCUUCAGGCGUUGAAGAAGCACUGUUCAAGCCUUCAGAUACUCUGUUUGAGCUUCGUUUACGACGGGGAUCAACUCGACCUUCUUCCUCCCCCGUACAUCGACUCCGACGACUUUCAGUGUCUCCAAGGCCUUUGGAUCAACUGUGCUUGCUUCGGCGACUACAUACAAAGCAGUGUGCUUCGGACUAUUCCCUCAUCUUUGGAAAAACUACACUUGGCCGGAGACGCGAGCGUUAUUGCGGAUGACCUGGAGUGGUGGGCUAAGUCACUGACCGGCGAGAGCGAUGAGGAGGACAUUGACCCUCUCGCCGGCUUGUGUUUUUCUUCGGAUGACGAGAGUCAAAAUGGUGGCUCCCAGGAUGGUAAGGGCGACUCUCGCGACCAAGCUGAAGAUGACUUGGAUAUAGAAGAGGACCUGUUGGAGCAGGAAGAAGAUAACGUGGAUGAGGGCGAGGUGGGCGAAGUGAGCGAGGAUGAAGAGAGCGAAGACGAUGAAGACGAUGAAGACGAUGACGGCGACGAUGAAGAUGAAGACGACGAGGACGACGUGAAAGACUACGAAGUGGACGACUAUGGUGAUUACGAGCACGAUGAGACCGAGUUUGAAGAAGAUGAGUACGGACAGGAUAAGAACGAUUUGGAAAAUUACGGAGAGAAUGUGUGCAAGGAGGAGUUGUGCGAAGAGGACGACUAUACAGCGGACGAGUACGAGUACGAAGUGGAGGAAGAGAGCGAGCGCAACAACAAGCAGAAUACAGACCAGCAGGACGAGCAUCGGCACAACGAAAACGACCAGAACGACAGCAACCAGAACAAAAACAACCAGAACGACGAAAACCAGGAGGACAGCCAGCAAGACGAAGAUGAGACUGAAGCGGAUACAAACGGGAAGAAUAAGGGCCAAGGUGACGACCAUAAGAAACGCCCCACCCGCUUCUACAUACCGGAAGAGCUGGCUUAUGACGAGGAGAUCAAUGACAUCUCAAUCCCCUCUAAGGUGUGA
Molecule: messenger RNA, 1584 nt
Organism: Colletotrichum chrysophilum
Lineage: Eukaryota; Fungi; Ascomycota; Sordariomycetes; Glomerellales; Glomerellaceae
Exons: 1
Coding region: 1-1584 (527 amino acids)
Source: RefSeq, a predicted model, not a curated record